This is a messenger RNA of Zingiber officinale, 1530 nucleotides long. RefSeq lists its product as uncharacterized. The record is from RefSeq and is a predicted model, not a curated record. The transcript is spliced from 2 exons. Bases 1 to 1530 code for a protein of 509 amino acids. NCBI's taxonomy places the organism in Eukaryota, Viridiplantae, Streptophyta, Magnoliopsida, Zingiberales, Zingiberaceae.
AUGUGGAUUCGGGAGCAUCUUUACUUCAAUGGUUUUAGUAAAAAUUAUUUGAAUUGGAUUUGGCAUGGUGAGGCUGCGGAGAAGGAUAGAUUAAAUUCGAGUGUCAACCAAGAGACAACUGAUAAUUGUCAUGAUGAUUUUGAAACUGUUAAUUUGUGUGAGGCAGCGUAUGAUAACCAUACAGAAAAUCCAGAAGCAUUUAUGAAAUUUUUGGAGGAAGCAGAGAAGCCACUGUAUAAGGGAUGCAAACGUUACACAAAGUUGAGUGCACUUGUAAAACUAUACAAUACCAAAGCAAUGCAUGGGAUGAGUGAUGCUCUAUUUUCAGAUCUACUAGCAGAUUUUGGGGACAUGCUGCCAGAUAACCACAAUCUGCCAUCGUCAAUUUAUGAAGCAAAGAAGACGUUGAGUUGUUUGGCUUUGAGUCAUGAAAAGAUUCAUGCUUGUUCCAAUGAUUGCAUCCUUUAUAGGAAACAAUAUAAAGACUGCGUAAGCUGCCCGAAAUGUGGCUUAUCAAGAUGGAAGCUAACCAAGAAAAAUGUUGAGAAGAAAGGUGUUCCUGCCAAAGUGGUUUGGUAUUUCCCUCCCAUACCAAGAUUUAAGCGCAUGUUUAAAUCUUUAGAAACUUCCAGAAAUUUAACAUGGCAUGCAGAUAGCACAAGAGUUGUUGGUCAGUUACGCCAUCCAAUUGAUUCACUGUCAUGGAAAUUGGUGGAUCAUAUGUGGCCCGACUUUGGAAGUGAGGCAAGAAAUAUUCGCCUGGCACUUGCAGCCGAUCGAAUUAAUCCUCACAGCAAUCUUAGUAGUCACUACAGUUGCUGGCCAAUCAUGUUGGCCACAUAUAAUUUGCCUCCAGACAUGUGCAUGAAAAGGAAAUUCAUCAUGCUAACGAUGCUCAUUUCAGGGCCGAAACAGCCUGGAAACGAUAUCGACGUCUACCUUGAGGUUCUGGUUGAUGAUUUGCAGCUCUUGUGGGAAGGAGUUGAUGGAGUUUAUGAUGCUUAUCGAAGGGAGGUUUUCACUCUUAAAGCAGUUCUUUUAUGGACCAUCAACGACUUUCCUGCAUAUGGUAACCUUAGUGGAUGCACUACACAUGGUUAUUACGCAUGCCCAAUAUGUGGUGAGGAUACUUAUGCAAAGCACUUACCAAAUGGGAAGAAAAUGUCAUUUGCUGGGCAUAGACGAUUCCUACCACGAUUUCAUCCAUAUCGGAGGCAAAUAAAGGAGUUUAAUGGCAUGGAGGAACUUGGUGAAGCAGGUAGGCCAUUAUCUGGAAUUAAGUUGCAUUGUCUCGAUGUUAUGCACAUUGAGAAAAACAUUUUCGAGUCUCUGAUUAAUACUUUGAUGAACAUCAAGGGAAAAACCAAGGACAAUGUGGAAGCUAGGUUGGACAUGGUUCAGAUGGGAAUUAGGCCUCAAUUGGCUCCUAAAAUUGGUGAGAAAAGAACAUAUCUACCUCCUGCAGCAUGUUCAUUCACAAAAAAUGAGAGAUUACAAGUAUCUAGUGUUGGUGCAGUGAGCACCAGAUGA